Daucus carota subsp. sativus is the source of this 10820-nucleotide messenger RNA. RefSeq lists its product as uncharacterized. The transcript is spliced from 8 exons. Gene Ontology annotation, molecular function: ADP binding. NCBI's taxonomy places the organism in Eukaryota, Viridiplantae, Streptophyta, Magnoliopsida, Apiales, Apiaceae. The coding region runs from base 1141 to 10602 and encodes 3153 amino acids. The record is from RefSeq and is a predicted model, not a curated record.
UGACAGGCUUCUAGUUUUUCUGCCUUCUGUUCACACCCUUCAAAGUAAAUAUUUUCGAUCUUUGAAUGUAAAACCUUCAUAAACUACUCCUAUUUUCUAAACGAUAUUGAGAACUAAUAUUAUGCAAAAAUGGUACUGUUGAACUAACAUCUACGAUCAGCCCGAGAGAAUGUUACUUCUGAUUCAUCUCUUAAUCAAGAAGCAGUUCAUUCUUCGAAAGGCGAUAGGAAGUGGUUAUGUUGAUUCAAGUAGCCUUUUAUGUGUUUGAUACAAGUUCUCUGUACACUAUCAAUGCUGUGAAACAGAAAUGGUACUGCCUUUCUGGUUUUACGUUUAUGUUUCUUGUUUCUUCUCCUCUUUUUAACAAUUCUUACAAUAAAAUCAGAUUGUUUUUUACAACAAACUUUGUUAAGAUAGAAAGAGAUUCCAUGUACAGAUACUUGUGUCAUACAUUAAACAUUUGCAUUUAUCGCUAACUAUGAAUUAGUGUACAUGUGUUAUAUCGGAGCAUCUAUUGACUAUUUGAUCUCUUCUUGGUAGUUGCUGUGAACUGAAGAUCGUGUUCAGACCACUAGUGCCGUAAAUUGCAUGUUACUGCUAGCUAAUUCUGGAUUACUAGUAUAUGUAGAUAAGCAUUCAUUGACUUUUUUGUUUUGCCAGGUUGUUAAGACGUGAUUAGAUGAGUUUACUAUGAUUUAAAUAUUUGCAUUUUUGCUAAUUACUAAUCCUAUGAAUUAGUGUACUUGCAGUAGCAGCUAAGAACCCAUUGACUUCUUAAAUGCUCCAGGCUGUUCAGGAAGUAAUGUCAGAUGAGCAUAUAAUAUAAACAAGGGGUUUGUCUAGUGUGUGCCCAUGGGCACAUUCUAAGCGCGGAGUUUUAUAAGUUUGGCAGGUUUUGAUUGGUGUGGUUGUUGCAUUUGCGGGGGGGUCCACCAUUAUUAACAUGCAAAAGCCAAUCAAAACCUCCCAAAUUUAUAAAACUCCGCGCUUAGCAUGUGCCCAUGGGCACAUACUAGAAAAACCGUAUAAACAAUGCUAGUAAUACUAUAGCUGCAACUAUUUCAUCAAUCUCAAUAUACAUAUAUCCAAUAUUAGGCAAUAAUCAUUAUUGUUAAUCUUUCUGAAAAAUAAGCAAUAAUCAUGGUGGGUUUAGCGGACAUUCCAAUUGUGGGAAAGUUUGUGGAAAAAGUAUCUGAAUAUACAGUUGAUGCAGUGUUUCGUGGUUUGCACUACAUGUUCUGUUAUCAAACUCUUGUUAACGAUCUCAAAUCUGAAAUUGAGAAACUUAACAUCGAGAAGGAAAAGAUAUCCAGGAAAGUUAUGGAAGAAAAAGCUAAUGGGAAGACAAUUGAAGACUAUGUAGUGAAAUGGGAAAUCGACGUGGAAGAGAUCCAGAAGAGUGCUCAAGAGCUUUCACCUUCAUACAGCUGCAUCCAGCAUCUGCCCAUUCCUAAUCCCAUCUCCCGUUUUCGAAUUGGCAGGAAUGCAAUGAAGAAGGCUGAGGCAGUAACUCAACUCACCAAUUCCGGAAAGGAACAUCUAACUGGAGGGAUUGCAUACCUUCCAGAGGUUAUAAUCAUGCCAAAUUCUGAUACCACAUUCGAGGAGUUUCAAUCCAGAAAAGAUGCUUACCAGAAACUCUGGGACUCGCUUGUGAAUGAAGAUGGUCCUCUGAUUCACGGCAUAUAUGGAAUGGCCGGAGUUGGAAAAACUCGCAUGAUGGAACAGUUUUGGGAAGAUGCCAUAAAGAAGAAGAUUUUCAAAAAGGCGGUACGAGUUAACGUAGGCAGUGAAAACGUGGAAAAAACAAAGUUGCAAGAACAGAUUGCUGGCCUUCUAGAUUGCAAUUUGGCGUCGGAAGUUAUGGAAAGAAGAGCUUCUCAGCUGGAAAACAGUUUAAGGAAUGGGGAUAAGAUUCUUCUUAUAUUAGAUGAUGUUUGGAGGGACAUUCACUUGGACAAUAUCAUUGGAACUCCAUUUGACAAUGGUAGUAGUUCUUCCAAGGGUUCUAAAAUUCUCUUCACAUCUCGAAAGAAAGAAGUAUGCCUGCAUAAUAACUGCAAGAAUUUUAUUGAGGUCCAAACCUUAAGUCCUGAUGAAGCUUUGUAUCUGUUCAAGAAGACUGUUGGUUCUGCUGAUUCAAAUAAUCCUCUACCGGAUGAAUCCCUGGUGAAAGAAGUUUGUGAUAAGUGUGGUCAAUUGCCAUUACUCAUUCAUGCGGUUGGCAAAGCAUUAAAAGGCAAGCCUCACUAUUGGUGGAAGGACGCACACGAUCAACUUAAGAAGGGCAAAUUUGAAGAAAUUACUGAUGUAGAUCCGCAAGUAUACAUCGGUAUUAAACUGAGUAUUGAUUAUCUACAAAAUGAUGAUGCCAAGUCAUGUCUUUUUCUCUGUUCCAUGUUUCCUGAAGAUGCUAACAUUGAUAUGAAGAUGCUGAUCCAGUUAGCUACAGGCUCGCAACUUAUACCCAGUGGAGAAUCAAGAGUACUUGCUAUGGUUGAUUAUCUCAAGAAAUCUUCUUUGUUGCUCGACUCUCGUGAUAAUGCUGAAACUAAGGUUCAUGAUAUUAUCAGAGACGUAGCAAGAUCCAUAGCUUUCACAGAUUCAAAAUAUGCAUUUUUACAGGUAACAUGCAGCUCACGGUACUUGCCUUCUCAGGCCAAUAAUAGUACCCGAAGAUUCUUACGUUUAGAUGUAGAGACUGAUGUUGAUUUUGGCGAGCAUCAGGUAUUCCCAGACCUGCAUACCUUGUGGCUACAAAGCAACUACCAUCCCUGGUGGGGACAAUCCAACCGUCCGCAACAGUUCUCAGGUGGCUUCUACAGUAUGUUUGUGAAUCUUAGUUGUCUGAUGCUACAAAGUGUGGACAUUUCUUCGAAGCACUUCUCUCUUCAGCCUUUGGGUAAUCUUGGGACGCUUAGUUUAUUAGAGUGUGAAAUAAGCAACACGGAUGCUAGACUUUUUCCCAAAAGUCUAGAAUCUCUUUGCAUUUAUGAAUGUAAGCUCCCAGAGCCGCUGGAUGUAGAAAACCUGGAAUGUCUUCGAAAGCUAGAGAUCCAAGGACGGAGAGCUGUAUUGGUAAGGGAGAAUGUCAUAUCUAGUCUAUCCAGUCUCGAAGAAUUACAUGUGUCACAUGGAUUCGUCCAUAGCUAUUACGAAUAUCAUAUGGAGCCCAUAGUGAAGGAGAUUAGUAAAUUGACUCGUCUCACAAGUCUACAUUUUGAAUUCUAUGAGGAUAAUACUUUUCAAGGUACAGAUAUAUCUUUUAACAUAGACAGAUACAAUAUAUUUGUCGGUCAAAGGCCACAUGAGUAUUCUCGCUAUGACCAACACUGGGAAGUUCCAUUAACGAGGUCGAUUGAGUUGAUGGGCAAUCACUCGAAGCCUUGGGAAGGUUUGAUUGUGAGCGCUGAACAAGUGGUUUUGUGCUACAGCAAUGUAGACGCGAGUAGCAUUUUCAAUGAUCACAAAGGAGCAUUUGAUGACUUGAAAAUACUGAAUAUUUAUAUAUGUGACAACAUGGGGCAUCUAGCAAGAAUAUCACGGGAUGGGAUUCAGGACAGUGUUCAAUCAGCAACAUGUUUCUCCAAACUAAGCAUUUUGAAGAUUAGUAGGUGCUCUAAAUUAAAAUACCUCUUCUGCAACAACAUUGCAAAAACUUUGGUACAACUGCAGGAGCUGUCCGUAGAUCAUUGUGAUUCUAUGGAAGCGAUCGUAAUGAAUGAAGGCACAAGUGAUGGAGAAAUCAUAAAUUUCUCCAAAUUAAGAUCACUCGAUAUAGAAGAUAUGCCCAAACUCAGAAGCUUUUGCGCAGAAAAUUCCGACUACCCCUCUGCUCAGUCUCUGGUCCUUUUGGAUAGAAUGGUUGCAUUCCUUUCCUUAGAAUAUAUAUCCAUACGUGAGUGUGGAAGCUUGAGAAGAAUGUUCGCAUCUUCUGUUGCCCGUGAUCUUAAGCAGCUUAAGAAAAUGAUAGUAAGAGAAUGCAAGGAAAUGAGAAGUAUAACUAGAGUUGAUGAACAAGAAAUCAGUGAUGGCAUACUGUUCCCUGAGUUGACAUAUCUAGAGCUAGUUGAUUUGCCAAAUUUGAUGAGUUUUUGGAGUAAUCAAAAUGGAAAAGCUGAUACUUGCAAGCAGGCACCGCUCAUCCCUCGACUCUCGCCAAAUGUUGUUCCAGACUUCCCUGAUCCCAAAAGUUUUUUUGAUGAUGAAAAUUUCAAGUUGUAUAUGCCGAUUUUAAACAAGGUGAUAGUUGAUAAUUGUCAAAUCACAACUCUUUUCACCUUCUCAGUUUCAGGAAACUCCAACUCGAAACUUGAACUUGCAAGAUUGCCCAACCUCAAAAGGUUUUUCCAUGUUGCAAAUUAUGAAUUUCAUAUGCCGGUUUUGAAGAUGGUGGAAAUUUGUGAAUGUGGAUUAUCUGAUACUCUUUUUACGCGCUCUAUCUUUAAUAAUCUCCAACAACUAGAAGAAUUGCAUAUAAGUGAUUGCAAACUGUUGGAUGGCAUCUUUGAGGAUGCAGUUGGUGAUGAAAUUGUGGAUAUGAGUGACAGGAUCAUCACACUUAAUCGAGUCUCUACGGUAUAUCUUGACGGAUUACCAAAGUUUAAAAGUGUUUUCUAUGGUGCAACUUACGAGUGUCGUAUGCCGGCUUUAAGGAAUGUGACAAUUGCUGGAUGUGAACUCCAUAUUCUUUUUACAUGCUCGGUGUUUCGAGAAAUCAGACAAGUUGAAAAAUUAAAUAUAAGGAGCUAUGAAUCGUUGGAACACAUUGUUAAAGAGGUCGGUGGUGACGAAACCUUUGGGGUAAAUGGUACAAGUAUCAUCACAUCCCCUCAACUCAAAUCAGUUGAGCUUCAAGAUUUGCGAAACCUCAAGAGUUUCAGCUACAGCAGGAGCUAUGUUUUUAAUAUGCCCAAACUAGAGUACUUUCAACAGAAUGACUGUAAUAAGAUGGAAUAUUUCAGUUUCUUGGAUACUAGCGCCCCGUUUGUACAUGUUCAUCCAAAUCCUGACGGAAGUGAAGCAUUUCAAAACGUGAACGAUUAUGUAAGAGAACUGGCAAAAGCGAGAGCUGCUAGGUAUUAUAGUUCAUGUUGCAGCGCCAUACACGCUAAUUGGUACUGGUACGAAGAAGAAGCAUUUGCGGACGUAAACGACUACCAAAUCAUAUUCAAUAUUGUGCUUUUUGGGAAAAAACAAACAAUCAUGGUGGGUUUAGCUGACAUUCCAGUGGUGGGAGUAUUUGUGGAAAAGUUAUCUGAAUAUACCGUUGAAGCUGUGUUUCGUGCCUUGCGCUAUAUGUUCUGUUAUAAAGCUCUUGUUCAUCAACUCAAUUCCGAAACUGAGAAGCUUAAUAUUGAGGAGGUCAACAUGUCCAGGGAAGUUGAGAAAGAAAAGAAUAAUGGUAAAAUAAUCAAAGACUAUGUAUCGAAAUGGCAAGUCAAUGCGCAAGAGAUUCAGAAGAGUGCUGCUCAAGAGCUUUCACCUUCAUGCAGCUGCAUCCAGCAUCUGCCCAUUCCCAAUCCCAUCUCCCGUUUUCGAAUUGGUAGGAAUGCGGUGAAGAAGGCCGAGGCAGUGACUCAACUCACCACUUCUGGAAAGGAACAUCUAGCUGGAGAGAUUGCAUACCUUGGAGGGCUUAUAAACAUUCCAAAUCCUGAUACCACUUUCGAGGAGUUUCCAUCCAGAAAAGAUGCUUAUCAGAAACUCUGGGAUUCGCUUGUGGACGAAGAUGGUCCUCUCAUUCACGGCAUCUAUGGAAUGGCCGGAGUUGGAAAAACCCGCAUGAUGGAACAGUUUUGGAAAGAUGCCAUAGAGAUGAAGAUUUUCAACAAGGUGGUACGUGUUAAUGUAGGCAAUGAAAACAAGGACGAAAUAAAGUUGCAAGAACAGAUUGCUGGCCUUCUAUAUUGCGAACAUCUGAUGUCAAAAGUUUUGGAAAGAAGAGCUUCUCAACUGGAAAACAGUAUAAGAAAUAGCGGUAAAGUUCUCUUUAUACUAGAUGACGUAUGGGAGGAUAUUCACUUAGACAAAAUCAUUGGAACUCCAUUUGGCAAUGGCACUAGUUUUUCUGGGGGUUCUAAAAUCCUCUUUACAUCUCGAGAGAGAGAUGUAUGCUUGCUUAACAGUUGCGAGAAUCUUGUCGAGAUCAAAACUCUGAGAACUGAUGAAGCUUUAUAUCUAUUCAAGAAGACUGUUGGUCCUGAUACAAUUAACUCUCUUCAGGAUGAAUCUCUGCUACGAAAUGUGUGUGAUGAGUGUGGUCACUUACCAUUACUCAUUCAUGCUGUUGGCAAAGCACUAAAAGGCAAGCAACACAUUUCGUGGGAGGAUGCUCACAAUCAACUUAAGAAGGGCAAAUUUGAAGAAAUUGGAGUGGAUCCACGAGUAUAUAAGGGUAUUAAAUUGAGUAUUGAUAAUAUAAGAUAUGAAGAUGCGAGGAGGUGUCUUUUCUUGUGUUCCAUGUUUCCAGAAGAUGCUAACAUCGAUAUGAAGAUGCUAAUCCAGUUAGCAACAGGCUCCCAGCUUAUACCCGAUGGAGAAUCGAGAGUACUUGCUAUGGUUGACCAUCUCAAAAGAUCUUCUUUGUUGCUCGACUCUGGGAAAGCAAAUGAAACAAAGGUUCAUGAUAUUAUCAGAGACAUAGCAAGAUCCAUAGCUUUCGCAGAUUCGAAAUAUGCAUUUUUACAGGUAACAUGUAACUCACCGGACUUGCCAUCUAAUGUCAAUUAUUGUAAUCGAAGAUUCUUACGUUUAGAUGCGGAAGCUGAUGAUGUUGAAUUCGACGAGAUAUGCCCAGACCUGUGUGCCUUGUGGCUACAAAGCAACCGCCAUCCACAACAAUUCUCGGGUGGCUUCUUCAGUAUGUUUUCGAAUAUCAGUUGUCUGAUGCUACAAAAGGUGAAAAUUUCUUUGGAGCACUUCUCUCUUAAAGCUUUGUGUAAUCUUGGGACGAUUAGUUUAUUAGAGUGUGCCAUGAGUGACACAGGUGUUAUUCUUUUUCCCGAAAAACUAAAAACUCUUUGCAUAUGUCAAUGUUGGCUCCCAUCGCUGGAUGUAGCUUACCUGAAAUGUCUUCGAAAGCUAGAGAUCCAAGAAAGGGAACCUUUAUGGGUAGCGAAGAAUUUCAUAUCUAGUCUAUCCAGUCUGGAAGAAUUGCAUAUAUCAAAUGGAUUCACCCAGAACGCAUUUAAAUAUGAUUUGGAGCCCAUAGUGAUGGAGAUUAGUAAAUUGACUCGUCUCACGAGUCUACAUUUUGAAUUUUAUAAGGAUGGUAGCAGGAAUCCUUUUCAAGGUACAGAUAUAUUUUGUAAUAUUAAUAGAUACAGUAUAUUUGUGGGUGAAGACCAAGAUAGGACUUUCAUGCCCCGACGAGAUUGGAAAGUUCCAUUAACCAGGUCGAUUGAGUUUAUGGGCCUUCACUCGAAACCCUGGGAAGGUUUGAUGGCGAGGGCUGAUGAGGUGGGAUUAAGUUACAGCGAUAUACAAGUGAGCAGCAUUUGCCAUGGCCACGAAAGGGCAUUCCAAGACUUGAAAAGACUGCGCAUUAAUCAAUGUCACAGUAUGGAGCAUAUAGCAAGUAUAUCAUCACUGGAUGAGAUUCAGUACAGUGUUCAACCGGCAACAUGUUUCUCCAAAUUGACCAACUUAGAAGUUAUCGAGUGCUCUAAAUUUAAAUACCUCUUCUGCAGCAACAUUGCAAAAGGUUUGGUACAACUGCAAGAGCUCAGUCUACGAUAUUGCAACUCUAUGGAAGCCAUCACAAUGAAUGAAGGCACAGGAGAAAUCAUAAAUUGGUCCAAAUUAAAAUCACUAAAGUUGGUGCAUAUGCAGAGACUCGCAAGCUACUACGUUACAAACUCUGCCUACCCCUCGUCUCAAUAUAAGCCACUUUUCGAUGGAAUGGUUGCACUUCCUAGCUUGGAAUAUAUAUUAAUACGCGAGUGCCACAGCUUGAGCAGUAUAUUCUCCCCUUCUUUUGCCGGUGAUCUCAAGCAGCUUAAGCAAAUGAAUAUAAGAGACUGCAAGGAGAUGACAGGGAUAACCGGAGUUGAUGAACAAGCAAUCAGUGAUGGCAUACUGUUUCCUGAGCUGACGUCUAUGGAACUAGUUAAUUUACCAUGUCUGACAAGUUUUUGGUGCUACAGGAAAGCUAAUUUAUCAUGUUUGACAAGUUUUUGGUGCUACGGGAAAGCUAAUACUUGCAAGGUACCACUGAAACUCUCCCUGUUGUCUUCAGUUGUUCUUAUGGACUUGCCUGAUCUCAGAAGCUUUUUUCAUGAUGAAAAUUUCGAGUUUGAUAUGCCGGCUUUAAAGAUGGUGAUAGUUGACGGGUGUCGACUCUCAACUCUUUUUACCUUCUCUAUGUUGAGGAAAUUUCAACUCAAAAAAUUAGGUGUAAAGAAUUGUGAAUUUUUGGUGAACAUUGUUGAGGAUUUGAGGGCUGAUGAGAUUUGUGACCAGCCUAUCAUGCUUUCUGAACUCACAGAAGUUAAUCUUGCUAAUUUGCCAAAGAUGGAAGGGUUUUUCCAUAAUGCAAAUUUUGAGGUCCAUAUGCCAGCUUUGAAGAAAGUCAACGUCACUAGCUGCACACUUUCAACUCUUUUCACGCUCUCUAAGUUCAGAAUAUUACAACUUGAAAAAUUAGAGGUAUUGGACUGUGAAUUGUUGGAGAACAUUGUGGAGGAUUCAAGGGGUGAUGUGACUUGUGACAGGAUUGUAACACUCUCAAAGCUCGCAGCAAUCACUCUGGAAAAAUUGCCAAAGCUCAAAAGUUUUUUCCAUAAUGCAAAUUAUGAGUUCCAUAUGCCGGUUAUGAAGAAAGUGAAAGUUCUUAAAUGUGGAUUAUCUAAUGCUCUUUUCACGCGCUCCAUCUUCAAAAAUCUCAAACAAAUGGAAGAAUUAAGUGUAUGUGAUUGUGAAUUGCUGGAAGGCAUCUUUGAGGAUGCGAAGGCAGGUGACACUCUAGAUACGAGUGACAAGAUUAUCACACUCAAUCGAGUCUCUACAGUUCAUCUUGAAGGUUUACCAAAGUUCAAAAAUAUUUUCUAUGGUGCAACAUACGAGUGCUAUAUGCCGGCUCUAAAAGAUGUGAAAAUUGUUGGCUGUGGACUCUCUGUUCUCUUCACGUGCUCAGUCUUCCGAGUUUUUCAACUUCAAAAAUUACAUGUAUCUCACUGCGAAUCUUUGGAACACAUCGUUGAGGAGGUUGGGGGUGAUGUGACUUGUGACAGGAUUGUAACACUCUCCCAGCUCGCAACAAUCACUCUGGAAAAAUUGCCAAAGCUCAGAAGUUUUUUCCAUAAUGCAAAUUAUGAGUUCCAUAUGCCAGUUAUGAAGAAAGUGAAACUUCUUGAAUGUGGAUUAUCUAAUGCUCUUUUCACGCGCUCUAUCUUCAAAAAUCUCAAACAAAUGGAAGAAUUAAGUGUAUGUGAUUGUGAAUUGCUGGAAGGCAUCUUUGAGGAUGCGAAGGCAGGUGACACUCUAGAUACGAGUGACAAGAUUAUCACACUCAAUCGAGUCUCUACAGUUCAUCUUGAAGGUUUACCAAAGUUCAAAAAUAUUUUCUAUGGUGCAACAUACGAGUGCUAUAUGCCGGCUCUAAAAGAUGUGAAAAUUGUUGGCUGUGGACUCUCUGUUCUCUUCACGUGCUCAGUCUUCCGAGUUUUUCAACUUCAAAAAUUACAUGUAUCUCACUGCGAAUCUUUGGAACACAUCGUUGAGGAGGUUGGGGGUGAUGUGACUUGUGACAGGAUUGUAACACUCUCCCAGCUCGCAACAAUCACUCUGGAAAAAUUGCCAAAGCUCAGAAGUUUUUUCCAUAAUGCAAAUUAUGAGUUCCAUAUGCCAGUUAUGAAGAAAGUGAAACUUCUUGAAUGUGGAUUAUCUAAUGCUCUUUUCACGCGCUCUGUCUUCAGAAAUCUCAAACAAAUGGAAGAAUUAAGUGUAUGUGAUUGUGAAUUGCUGGAAGGCAUCUUUGAGGAUGCGAAGGCAGGUGACACUCUAGAUACGAGUGACAAGAUUAUCACACUCAAUCGAGUCUCUACAGUUCAUCUUGAAGGUUUACCAAAGUUCAAAAAUAUGUUCUAUGGUGCAACAUACGAGUGCUAUAUGCCGGCUCUAAAAGAUGUGAGAAUUGUUGGCUGUGGACUCUCUGUUCUCUUCACAUUCUCAGUCUUCCGAGGUUUUCAACAACUUGAAAACUUACAUGUAUCUAACUGCGAAUCAUUGGAACACAUCGUUGAGGAGGCCGGGGGUGAUGAAAUUUCUGAGAUGAACAGUAAGACUAUCAAAUCAUCUAAACUCUCAUCAGUUACUCUUGAAUCUUUGCCAAACCUCAAAAGUUUCAGUGGCGCUGUGAGCUAUGUCUUCGAUAUGUCCAAAUUGCAGAAUUUUAGGCUUAUUAAUUGUCCCCGGAUAGAUAAUUCCAGUUCCUCGAAAAUAAACACAUCGUUAGUGUGUGUAACUAGUGACUGGUGUAGUGAGGAAGAAUUCCAGGACUUGGACGACUUCAUAAGACAGAAUCAGAUAAGAGGAAGCUACUCCCGUGCGAGGGUUGGAGAAUCGAGUUAUAGUAAAUGUGAAACCAACAUUUCAGUCUAGAGCCCAAUCGGAUGACUCAAGAACAGACUAGAGGCUAAUUACAUUCAUGUUUGUAAUCUUUUAGGUCCGGUUUGGUAUUAGUGUCGUAGACAACAUCAGUUUUUCCUGAAAAACGGGUAAAAAGCUAGCUUUUUGGAAUAACAUAUUCUAGCUAAAAAAUUGCUUUUAGGAAAAACAGGUCUCCAAAAUUAAUGUGUGGCUUUUGCCGGAAGCUAUCA